Molecule: messenger RNA, 1002 nt
Organism: Beta vulgaris subsp. vulgaris (sugar beet)
Lineage: Eukaryota; Viridiplantae; Streptophyta; Magnoliopsida; Caryophyllales; Amaranthaceae
Product: CASP-like protein 5C1
Exons: 3
Coding region: 338-799 (153 amino acids)
Cellular component (GO): membrane
Source: RefSeq, a predicted model, not a curated record
CUCCACAUUCAAUAGAAAUAGACAAACCAUCCGAAAGUCAUAAAGCCGGUCGAAAAAUCCAAUUCUAUAUAAUCAACAACACUGUAUCUGCCUGAUUUAAUCAGAAUUCCACGUAGAAUCCCUCCGAUUCCACACAAUUUCCCCAAUUCAUUUCCACGGCUGACGAGUGGUGGGUGAGAAACUGUUAUGUAUACUCUAUAUCUUCUUUAUUUAUUCUAGGUAGUUCACAUCAACAUUAUUGUUAUCAAAAACAUUAAAACUAAAGUCAAAUAACUACAAAAAAAUGAGGGAAAAAGUGCAUGAAAAGUUGUAGGAAGAAGAAAAAAGUGGUGGGAAAAUGGUGGAGGAAGUGCCUGGAUCAUUGGGUACCAGCGCAAGCUUAGCUCUUCGAUUGGGUCAGACUCUGUUUUCCUCUGCUGCCCUCUUUUUCAUGUGCCUUGAUGUUAAUUUUUAUGGCUACACUGCUUUCUGCUUCUUAGUAACGGUCAUGGGGUUGGUGAUUCCGUGGAGUAUGACACUCGGGCUAGUUGAUGCCUAUUCUGUCUUCGUUAAAAGCCCUUCACGUCAACCUGGAGUGAUGACCGUAAUUGUUGUAGGAGAUUGGGUAUUGUCAUUCCUUUCACUAGGUGCAGCAAGCUCAACUGCAAGCGUCGCACAUAUUUUGAUGGUUGCAAGUGUUCCACCAUGUCCUCUGAAGAUCUGUAGCAGAUAUUCUCUUUCUGCUGCCAUGGCUUUUUUGUCUUGGUUUAUGUCUUUUGCCUCCUCUCUCUUCAACUUAUGGAUCCUUCCUAAGUUAUAGCUGUUUGUACAUAUUGCCUAUAAUAGUUAAGCAGAACUAUACCAAUAGUGGAAAAUGCCAAGAAAAAAAAGAUGAAAGAACAUGGACUGCCAAAAAAAAUAAGGUGGUAUUCCGUAUAAGCUUAUUCUUACUUCUUAGUAUGAUUAUAUGACUUGUAUGUAACUGUACAGCAAUCAAAUUAAGAUUACAAUUUAUUCUUAUAA